This is a messenger RNA of Mastomys coucha (southern multimammate mouse), 4759 nucleotides long. RefSeq names its product serine protease 23 (gene Prss23). The coding region runs from base 224 to 1372 and encodes 382 amino acids. The transcript is spliced from 2 exons. NCBI's taxonomy places the organism in Eukaryota, Metazoa, Chordata, Mammalia, Rodentia, Muridae. Gene Ontology annotation, molecular function: serine-type endopeptidase activity. The record is from RefSeq and is a predicted model, not a curated record. Gene Ontology annotation, biological process: proteolysis.
GCUAGGAGGUGGCUCCACCAGCUGGUGCCCUGGUGCCCCAAUAAAGUCCAGGCCAGGGGCGUCACCAGCCAACCCCUGGGAAGCUGCCAAGGCGAUCCCUUGCUGUGCCCUGGGACCCUGUAUGCUAGCGGCUGAUCUGCAGGGCCUGCAACCUUGGUAGCCUGCGAUUACAAACUGCGGUAUACUCUAGAAGCGCUUGAGGAGGAACUAAGUAGCACUCAGCAUGGCUGGAAUCCCAGGGCUCUUCAUCCUUCUUGUCCUGCUCUGUGUGUUCAUGCAGGUGAGCCCCUACAAUGUUCCGUGGAAACCCACAUGGCCGGCUUACCGCCUCCCUGUAGUCUUGCCUCAGUCUACCCUUAAUUUAGCUAAGCCGGAUUUUGACGCCAAAGCAAAAUUGGAGGUGUCCUCCUCAUGUGGACCCCAGUGUCACAAGGGAACACCACUGCCCACCUACGAAGAGGCCAAGCAGUACCUUUCCUAUGAAACCCUUUAUGCCAAUGGCAGCCGCACAGAGACUCAGGUGGGCAUCUACAUCCUCAGCAAUGGUGAAGGCAGGGCACGAGGCAGAGACUCGGAGGCCACAGGGAAAUCGCGCAGGAAGAGGCAGAUUUAUGGCUAUGAUGGUAGGUUUAGCAUUUUCGGGAAGGACUUCUUGCUCAACUAUCCUUUCUCAACAUCGGUGAAGUUGUCUACUGGCUGCACCGGCACUCUAGUGGCAGAGAAGCACGUCCUCACUGCUGCCCACUGCAUACACGAUGGGAAAACUUAUGUGAAAGGGACACAGAAACUCCGAGUGGGCUUCCUGAAGCCCAAGUAUAAAGAUGGUGCUGGAGGGGAUAACAGCUCGAGCUCAGCCAUGCCAGAUAAGAUGAAAUUUCAGUGGAUCCGCGUGAAACGCACCCAUGUGCCCAAGGGGUGGAUCAAGGGCAAUGCCAAUGACAUCGGCAUGGAUUAUGACUACGCCCUUCUGGAACUCAAGAAACCCCACAAAAGAAAGUUCAUGAAGAUUGGUGUGAGUCCUCCAGCAAAGCAGCUCCCCGGGGGCAGGAUCCACUUCUCUGGUUAUGACAAUGACCGUCCCGGCAAUUUGGUGUACCGCUUCUGUGACGUCAAAGACGAGACCUAUGACCUUCUCUACCAGCAGUGUGAUGCCCAGCCCGGAGCCAGUGGUUCAGGAGUCUAUGUGAGGAUGUGGAAGAGACCACAGCAGAAAUGGGAAAGAAAAAUUAUUGGCAUCUUUUCAGGGCACCAGUGGGUGGACAUGAAUGGCUCUCCACAGGAUUUCAAUGUGGCAGUUAGAAUCACACCUCUUAAAUAUGCCCAGAUUUGCUACUGGAUUAAAGGAAACUACCUGGAUUGCAGAGAGGGGUGACAUGUGUCUUCUUGCCAGCACCGAUGGUCUUUUUUGCACUCAUUGUAGAGAGGCUAGCUUUUUAUCAUUGACUCUUAUGGUGUGUGUCACAUAGUAUCUUUUACCUAAUAUUCUUCAAAUGGCAAAACUAUUGGCUAUAUUAUUUUAAAACUGUUGUGUGCAUUAUAGCAUUUAAGCAGUCUGAAAGCAUACUUUUGCAUAGAGACUUUAAAAUAUUGAUGUUUGGGAUAAUAGGGAACAUUUGGCAAGUAAGUUAAACUUUCAGUUUUUGGAGAAUUCUGAUUUUUGUCUUAUCCAAACUUGCUUCAGAGGUUUAUAUCAAAUAUGUGACAUAUGGGGUAUAUGAUUUCUUAUGUUUGUAUAUGUUUCCUGCUGAGAGUCAUAUAUUGAUAUUUUUGUAAUGUGUGGUUAUAAUGCUUCCAAGGGAUGAUAGCAAAGCCUUCAGUAGGCAAUUACAAUGUUUUGGAUUCAAACAUUUACAUAGUAGUCCUUGAAGUGAAACAAUAAUUUAUUGGCUAUAUUGAUACACACAUAAAGCUGUAUCUUACAGUGCACAGAGUUCCCAUGCUGUUUUUAGUUUUGAAAAUAAAACUUUCUCUUCUAAAAACUGCUGUUCUGCUUUGUGGGAAGUCUGUAUACAGUUCUGCAAACCUUGCUAUCACACCAGAGUAGGCAAGACCAUUUAUCCCAAUCCCUCCUCUUAACAAGAUUUUAUUCGCAUAUCUGAAGCUAACAGUUUCUGGAAAGACAGUAAGUGCAGCCUAAUUAGAACAGACUGAAAAGCUUCCCAGCUAGCAGUUUCGGCUACAAUAAAAACAAUUCUUGGAUUUUCUCCCCACAGUGAGGCACAUCUCACUGUUUAUCAUUUGGAUGAGUAAUUUAAAAUGAAUUAAAUUCCAGGGAACAAUGGAUGCAUUGCUCUAUAGAUGCCACUGCAGAAUAACCACUUGUCUGAAACCUAGCAUAUUCACAAGCCUAAUCCAGAAUUAGUCUGCUUAGUUUUUCAACGCUUCCAGAGAGCUUUACAUUUGUUUAGUUUCUCUUUCACUGUACUUAUUUUAUAGUUUUAAAAAAUGUUUGGAAGUUGCAUUAAGGAAAACCAGGAUAACUUUAUUUUCCCAUAUUCAAAGUGGGGUCUCUUGCUGGAAUGGUCUAGACUAUAGGCACAUAUAAACAGACGCAGCAGUCAGAAAAACAAUGGAAGAUGGUGGGUGAGAUGGCCCAGCAGGCAAGGGUAUUUGCUGCCAAUUCUGACAGCCUGAGUUCAAUUCCUGGGACCCAAACGUGGAAGAGGAGAACUGACUCCCACAAGUUGACCUCUGACCUCCACAGAUGCACAGUGGCACAUCAGUUCAUUUCCCAUAAAUAAACAAAUGUCAUUUAAAAAUCAGGGGGCUGGGGGAUGGCUAAGUAGUGAAGAAUGUUAGCUGAGAGAGCACGUGGACCAAAAUUCAAUUCCCCUGCACUCCCAUAAAAAAUACAACAUAGAUGCUUGUAAUCCCAGCACCAUCAGGGACAAAGAUAGGAUUGAUGGUCCUUGCUGGCUUCUGGCCAGCUCCAAGCUCAUAGAGAGACUUUGCUGCAGAGGAAUAAAGCAGAGAAUGUUAGAGCAGAACACUGGAUGUCCUCCUCUGGUGAUACACAUACACACACACACACACACACACACACACACACACACACACACACACACAUACACACCGAGACACUCAGACACACACAAACACACACACAUGCACACACACAGAGACACACAGACACAGAGACACACUGCAAAAAAUAAUUCAGACAAUGAAAGAAUGCAAAACCUAAUGAGAAUCAUAUAUUCUAGUAAAUGCUGUGUGAACAGAAUCACAGCAUAAAAAGAAAUUACUGACUUAUUUUGCAGUUUCAUCUUCUGACUCUUAACCUAAUUUUAUCAGUAAGGAGACAAGCAAUAGGAGGUUGAUGUUUGAGGUGUUGCAUUCUGGGUAAUUUUAGCUUGCUGGGUAAUUUUGUGGCUCUGAGGACAUUCAAAUAUGACACUGUCAGUUAACCAUUCUCCUGGUGGCUUGUGUUUCUUGAGCUUUAUGAGGGAUACUCCUGGUAAGGCCCUGGAGAAUGUGCCACAUGCACUCUUCAUAUCAGGGCUGGGGGGAAUACGAUGAUUUCUAGUACAUUGCUUUGAAAUCUAGCACAAAUCUCAUCCAACUUGAGGAAGAAGAGGCAUGUCCAUUACUAUGUCCGGUCCAUGGGAGUUCUGCUUGCUUUUGCACAUGUAUGCAAGAGGUGCAGUGUGGAGGGGGGACUUUGAAAAUAGACAAUCCUUUUAUGAAUCUCCUUGAGUUUUAGAUUUGGGAUUUUUAAAAAUAAAGUUAGAGAGUGGCACAAAUCAAAAUAAUAAUGGUUCUUAACUUACAAUUCAAUGCCAUGUACUAGAGAAUAGUACCCAUAUGUGUGGAAUGGUAAAAGAAAAUGAUGAACUAUUUCAAUAUGUUCAUCUUUUCACUAGUGAUUAACUGCGGUGUUAAAGUGUCAUAGUAGGACCAGGGAGAUGGCUCAGUGUACAAUUACUUUUUCUGCAAGUGUGAAGACCAGAGUUCAGAUCCCCAGGACCCACAAAACAGCUGGGAAGCCUACAAUCCCAGACACAAGAAAAGAGAGACAGUAGAUCCUGGAGCAGGCUAGCUAGACUAUCCAGAAGCAGCAAACUCCAUUCAGCACAGAUCUUAUCUCAAUAAAUACAGUAUGGAGCAUGGAGGAAGAUACAUGACACUGAUUUUUUACGUACUUAGGCAUAUGCACUGGCAUGUACACACACACACACAUGCAAACAUAUGCACACACGGGCAUACACCAUACACACACACAACAAAAGAAGCAAGUGUCACAGCAAUUGAAAGAAUGACUUUCUGGUAGCAAUGUAACGAAUAGUACACCUGUACUAGUUGUGAACACUGUAACAGUGUAUUUCUACCAAGGCUAGUAGAACCAUAGUUUCUAAAACAUGUCCCUGAACUACAUGCCAUUCCAAGUUUUCUGCCAAAACUGAAAAGGGUACUGUCAUCAACUGGGAGGGAGAUACCUCUUAAUGCCCCCUCUCCUGUUUGCACACACAAAAAAACUAUAAAAACAUCGUAUAGGAAAGAGACCUGUGACUAUUUUUAAAUCUGCAUUUCAGCCAACGUGUCUGGUCAUAGAACCUUUGCUUCCUUUCUCCCUUACUGCUUCCAAGAAGCUCGCCCUUGCCAGAUAUUUUAGCUGUGGUUGUACAAAUCUCUUUGUCAUGGAGAGAGAGAAGAAGAUGUGAUGAGCUACGAAUUAGGUUGGGUAUCUGUGCCUUUGGGGCUUACUUAAACCUUGUAACUAGAAUCCAGAGAUGUGUAGAGCAUAAAAUGGAAGAAUAAA